Botrytis porri is the source of this 510-nucleotide messenger RNA. RefSeq lists its product as uncharacterized. The transcript has a single exon. The coding region runs from base 1 to 510 and encodes 169 amino acids. The record is from RefSeq and is a predicted model, not a curated record. Lineage: Eukaryota; Fungi; Ascomycota; Leotiomycetes; Helotiales; Sclerotiniaceae.
AUGAAAUCCUUUAUCAUGUCAAUCUUCUUCUUCCUCGCAAUUGCCAGCUUCGCAGCAGCGAUCACCGCCCAAGAACAACACGACCGAACCCACGACAUCUUCACCUUCUACCACCACGACGUCGGUGCCGAACUGAAGCCCCACCACUUCAUUCUCGACCUCGACUGCCAAGUCGCACACGCCUCACACCCAACCGCACUCAAACUCUCUUGUGCUCUCGAAAGCACGAGGCGAGCGCACGAGUCCGACAACGAACCUGUCGAUUUCCAAAUUCAUUUCCAAUCCAGAGGAACCCCAACCUUUCGCAAUGGACGUAUGAUUCGACCGAUUAUUCUUCAACCUUUCACAAUCUUACAUUCGUGUGUCCCUCAAGGAGCAGAGCGAGUUGCAAUGGAGGUGGCAUGUUUGAAGAUUCAUCGGGGAUGGAAUCACGGAAAAGCUGAAGCGGAUAUUUCAUGCGAUGUUUUGAAGGCGGAAGCAGUGGAGACACGAGGUGAGGCCAAGCAAUGA